CGACAGAGCGCACUGCACAUUCCAGUAGUGGGUGUCUGUGGAUGCGCGCGGACCUGAUGGAUUAGCGGACCGAACCUCAGCGAUGUAGGAGUAUUCAGGGACUCAUAUAGGAAUUCAAUGGACAUGACUGUUUUGGCGCGUAAAUAAGGCUUCUGGCAGCAGGUGACCAGCGAGGACACAUCAUGGGCGAAGAAAGUUUCAUUAAACACAUCCAGAGGGACGUGGAAACCACUUUAGUGCCGCUGUCAGAGACCACCGAGUGGCUGGAGGAUGGAAACGAGACGAUGGGAAACCAGUUUCAGCAGCCCGACUGGCAGGUGGCGAUGUGGGCGAUUGCCUACUCCCUCAUCAUCUUGGUGUCCAUCACUGGAAACGCCACCGUCAUCUGGAUCAUUCUGGCCCACCGACGCAUGAGGACCGUCACCAACUACUUCAUCGUCAAUCUGGCUUUCUCUGACGUUUCCAUGGCGACCUUCAACACGCUCUUCAACUUCGUCUACGCGCUCCACAACGACUGGUACUUUGGCCUGGGCUACUGCCGCUUUCAGAACUUCUUCCCCAUCACUGCCAUGUUCUCCUCCAUUUACUCCAUGGCGGCCAUCGCAGUGGACAGGUACAUGGCCAUCAUCCACCCACUGAAGCCUCGCCUCUCUUCCACCUCCACGAAGGUGGUGAUUGCCCUCAUCUGGGUGGUCGCCGUCUUGCUGGCCUUCCCUCAGUGCUACUACAGUGUCACCAGGUUCUACUACCCCAGGACCGUCUGCAUGGUCGACUGGCCCGAUGACUACGGAGGAACCCAUCAGCUGAGUUACCAGUUUGCGGUCAUCUUGCUGAUCUACCUGCUCCCUCUGCUGGUGAUGCUGGUGACCUACAGCCUGGUCGGUCAGUCUCUGUGGGGAAGUCACAUUCCUGGAGAAGCUUCAGACCAUUACCACAGCCAGAUCACAGCCAAGCGGAAGGUGGUGAAAAUGAUGGUUGUGGUGGUGGUGACUUUCGCUCUGUGCUGGCUUCCGUACCACGUUUACUUCAUCCUGGGCUCUUUCAACAGAGACAUUUACAAGCAACAUUACAUCCAGCAGGUGUAUCUGUCCAUCUUCUGGUUGGCCAUGAGCUCCACCAUGUACAAUCCCAUCAUCUACUGCUGCCUUAAUCAAAGGUUCCGCGCCGGUUUCCGCCGCGCCUUUUCCUGGUGUCCCUUCAUCAAAGUGUCCGAGGAGGACAAGAUGGAGCUGCAGCACACGCACACCUUCCGGGUGACCAUGAGCCGCAGCCACCGCCACGACAGCUCCUUCGCACACGCCUCCGUCAAAGCUCACAAAGCUAGCAUUAGCGCGGAGCACAGCGCGGAGAGGGAGCAGGCCAAGCAGGUGAGGGCUGAGGCGGGGAAACAAGGGAGCGGAGCCACAUCCAGUGCUGGGGAACAAAACCACUGCCCCCUGCUGGGAGCCAUGCCAGACGCGAAUAAAAGCAACAGUUUGCUCUGCUACUGUAAAUAAACCAGGUUUGCUACGCAACUUCAAGGAUUACAACACAGUGUCCAGGCGUGGAGAAGACAAGCUAGUGGACACAUGCUGCUAUGAAAAAAAAAUGUAUGGAAAAUGCUCUGCACAAGGACAAAGCAAAAGCAGCUUCUCCUCAUCUGGUCUCCUGAAACCCACCCUUGGACAGAGACCCUCAUGACGCUUGUCAAGACUCACCGAAGGGAAGGUGUUUCUGCCUCAGAACCUUUAGAACAGCUCACUGCUCUACCACCAUCUACGUUGCCAGAUCCUGCAGCCAUGAAUGUCUCCACGCUUUGCUGCAUCUGCCUCACAACAGCAUCAAAUUUAGAUUUUGUAUCGCUUCACGAUCAGGUGGGAACUUUUCCAGGAAGUUACCCAUGUAUCCAGGGUUGCUAAAGCAAGCUCCACCAGGAAGUGGGAGGCUCCAGUGAGGCCACAGUUCCUGUGAUCAGCAAGAGAACAAGGGUGUCAGCCGUGGAAUAUCCAGACAUGAGCUGCAUCUUCAAUAAGUCGGUCACCUGUUGAUGGCGCCACCACAUGGAUGGGAGGGAGAGAGACCUCCUGAUGGACAACCACCAUGAUCACAAUCCGCCAGGUGGACUGGCCACGGCUUUGAUGACUGACUGUCAACGUUUGAAUCUACCUCAUCGCAACUUGGAAUGAACUCUGCUGAGUCGCUGUGUCAUUGCAACCAUCUUCGCGGUGCCUCACAAGACCUUCACCCAAAGCUAAACAGAACUCACUCAGGCAUUCAUUCAUUCGUUCAGAUGGUUGUCAUGACAGCCUUGUUGCAGGUCGGACUGGGAUCAAUCCAAGUCACGGUUCGGACUUGUAUAUAAAGCGUCCAUGUUGUUGAUAUUAUACUAAAAAACAUGUUUCUAGUGGUGUCCAGUGCAAGAUCUCCUUCUUAAAUCUGUGCGUCGAGUUGAGUUUAUUUGGAAUAACGGAUCAAACAGGGUCACGAAUACCAGCUGCUGGUGAUAUACAAUGUUGUGUUUGAAGUGCAUUGAUGUAAGCGAUGUUGAAAAAGCGUAUUUGUUGUUUACUUGUAAAGACAGAGGGUAUUGUAUCGUCCUAGCUGGAGCUGAGACGCUUGGUUUUUGCAUUUUCCUCAAUGUCGCUUUCAGAGUUUGGUCUUUGGGAGGACAGUUUUGAUGUGGUGAAAGAAGAGUCUUGGUGUCACCAGAGUCGACACGGCGUUGGCUAUUCUGCCACACGACCUGCUGCGUGUGAUGUUAAGUGUUCAGUGUGUGCUGUGAUGUGUCCAUCCGUUUACAUCGGAAUCUGGAAA
Synchiropus splendidus (mandarinfish) is the source of this 2793-nucleotide messenger RNA. RefSeq names its product tachykinin receptor 2 (gene tacr2). The transcript is spliced from 8 exons. The coding region runs from base 183 to 1496 and encodes 437 amino acids. The record is from RefSeq and is a predicted model, not a curated record. Gene Ontology annotation, cellular component: plasma membrane; sperm midpiece. NCBI's taxonomy places the organism in Eukaryota, Metazoa, Chordata, Actinopteri, Syngnathiformes, Callionymidae. Gene Ontology annotation, biological process: positive regulation of flagellated sperm motility; G protein-coupled receptor signaling pathway. Gene Ontology annotation, molecular function: substance K receptor activity.